Messenger RNA from Asparagus officinalis (garden asparagus), 691 nucleotides. RefSeq names its product neo-calmodulin-like. The transcript has 2 exons. Gene Ontology annotation, molecular function: enzyme regulator activity; calcium ion binding. The record is from RefSeq and is a predicted model, not a curated record. Lineage: Eukaryota; Viridiplantae; Streptophyta; Magnoliopsida; Asparagales; Asparagaceae. Bases 58 to 615 code for a protein of 185 amino acids.
CUCUCUCUCUCUCUCUCUCUCUCUCUCUCUCUAAAUAUCCCAUGAUUGUACUCACCAAUGGAUUUCUUCAAAGCCUUUCUCCCCCUCAAAUACAGGAAUAACAGCAUCAAAAAGCCCAAGAAAGCCUCAAGCACUCCCUUAAUCGUACCACGCUCCUCUUCACCUGAAAGGGCCAUCCUCGGCAUCUCCGACCUCAAGCGUGUCUUCGACAAGUUCGACACUGAUGGCGACGGCAAGAUCACCUCUCAAGAGCUUGAGUCAGCCCUUCGAAGGCUCGGCCAAUCUCCAACCUCAGACGAAGAGCUGGAGAUCAUCAUGAACGAGAUGGACGUGGAUAAAGAUGGGCUUAUAGAUUCGAACGAGUUCUUGAACUACUAUCCUGCCACGCUUGAUCUCGCAACCGUGGCCGUUGAACUGGAGCAGGCGUUUUCGGUGUUUGACCUCGACAGCGAUGGGCUGAUAUCGGCCGAGGAGCUGCAGAUGACGCUGAUAAACUUCGGUGAGGAGGCGACGAUGAAGCAGUGCCAGAGGAUGAUUGAGGCGUUUGAUUGUGAUGGGGAUGGAUGCAUAAGUUUCUUUGAGUUCAGGAUCAUGAUGUGUUCUUCUAAAUUUUGAGUAAGUUUGGUGCUUUAGAGGUUGCUAGGAUUAUUAUUGACCUCUUUGUGUACGCAAACUUUAUUUGGUUAUAAAA